Molecule: messenger RNA, 3503 nt
Organism: Solanum pennellii
Lineage: Eukaryota; Viridiplantae; Streptophyta; Magnoliopsida; Solanales; Solanaceae
Exons: 11
Coding region: 90-3194 (1034 amino acids)
Cellular component (GO): nucleus
Molecular function (GO): mRNA binding
Source: RefSeq, a predicted model, not a curated record
CUUGGCAAGACACCAAAAUAUAACGAGUGUUUUGGUUAAAUUUCGCCUGUACGGUAAAAAGUGACUUCUCCCCUUCCCCUGUUUCUACAAUGCCGCCGAAAGCUUCCUCCGCGUCGCGGUGGGGCCGCACCAGAUCGACGGCCAGAAAAUCUGCUCUCGAAUCCGCCGGCCGGAAACCUUCUCCGCCUCCAUCCACGUCCACCGCCGUGACCGAUUCCCCAUCGCCUCAAAAAGAUAAUCAAUCCUCUCCCUUGAUGACCUACUCUACAAAUUCUAAAAUCAGUGAGCAUCCGGAGCAAUCUCUGAGCUUCCAAGUUCCAGAAACAAACACUGGGGAAACCGGAGUUGAGUUGAACGAAGCUGACCAAGGCACGCCGCCAAAAACAGUGGAAAUUAAAGCUGUUGGGGAGCAGAAAGUAGGGCAGAGUGGUAAGAAAAAAGUGGUGAAAAAGACAGUAAAGAUUGUUAAGAAGAUUAUCAAGAGGAAAGUGCCCAAAUCUGUUGCAAAGAACAGUAAAAUGACAGACGAAUCAGAAAAAGGCCACGCAGAAACUGUUUUGGAUUCAUUUGAUGUUGAGAAAGCUAGCUCUCGAGGCACAAUUGAACCAGAAACUGUAUGUUUAGAGUUUAGUAGUGCUGCUACAGUUGGUGAGGGUGGUAACUCGGAGAAGGACAAUUUUCAGCCAAAAGAAGUUGAGGAAGGUAUUAUUGCUGUUGAGGUUAUGCUAGGAAAGGAUGGAAUGAAGGACUGUGAGGUUACUGUAGCUAACGAUAAGUUGGAGCUUCCAAUUUUGGAAUGUAAUGAUGCAAAGGAUAAUCUAGGAGGUUCCCCUGAGACAGGAAAUGUAGUUGUUGAUUCAGAAAAAGGUAAUCUCCGUUCAGUAAAGAUUGUCAAGAAGAUUGUAAAGAAGAAAGUGCCCAAAUCCGUUGCAAAGAACAGUAGAAAGACUGAGGAAUCAGAAAAAGGCAGGGAAAUUGCUGACGCAGAAACUGUUUUGGAUUCAUUAGAUGUUGAAAAAGCUAACUCUCGAGGCACAAUUGAACUAGAAACUGUAUAUGUAGAGCCUUGUAAUGCUGCUACAGUUAGUGAGGGUGGUGACUUUGAGAAGGGCACAUUUCAUCCAGUAGAAGUUGGGAAAGGUACUAAUGCUGCUGAGGGUAUCUUAGGAAAGGAUAGAAUGAUGGACUCUGAGGUUAGUGUAAACGAAGGUAAAUUACAGCUUCCCAUUUCAGAAAAUAAAGGUGCCAAGGACAAUAUAGGUUUACCCGAGACAGGAAACACAGUUCUUGAUUCAGAAAAAGGUAAUCUUCGUCCAGUAAAGAUUGUCAAGAAGAUAGUGAAGAAGAAAGUCCCCAAACUUGUUGCCAGGAAAAGGGGGAAAAAGGAAGAAUUGGUGAAAGGUAGCAACAAUGGGGAUGCAGAAACUAUUAUGGAUUCAGCAGGCGUUGAAAAAUCUAAACCUAGUCCUCCAGAAACUGAAAACCUAGAAUCUUGUAAGGAUGUUUCAGCUGAAAAUGAGGAGUCAAAGAAACAUAGUUUACAUCCGAUGGAAGUUGAGAAGGCUGAGUGUGUUAGUGAGUUUGGUGCAACUGAAAACACAUUAGAGGCUUGCAUGUUGGAAUGCAAAGAUAGUAUUGUUGAGAAUGAUAAUAUGGAUUCCCUUGAAACACAAAUUGUAGUUCUUGAUUCAGAAAAAAAUAGUCUUAAUGUUUCUACUAGUGAUAAUGUGGAUUCGAGUAAGGAUCAAAAUUUGGUUCAGUUGGUAGAGGAAGGGUGCGGUCAAGGCAGAGAGGAGACAAAGGAAGCUGUGGAUACUAGUCUGAGGUUGAAUGAAGGAAUUCUAUUGAGUGGGGAAAUGGAGGCAUUAGAACGGAAAAAGAGGCGGAGGACAGAGAUUUUCAUUGGGGGAUUAGGCAAGGAGUCAAAGGAAGAGGAUAUUAGGAGUAUCUUUGGUGAGGUUGGUGAGGUUGUGGAUGUAAGAUUGUUGAUAAAUCGUGAAACAGGAAAGAACAAGGGGUUUGCUUUCCUCCGGUAUGCUUCUGCUGCUGAUGCAAAGAAGGCUGUAGAAAGAUAUUCCAAAGUUGAGAUAUCUGGGAAGCAAUGUCGUGUAUCCCUUGCUGAGGGUAAUGACACAAUAUACCUGGGUAAUAUUGACAAGAAAUGGAAGACUGAAGAUGUGAUUGAUCUACUGAAGAAGGCUGGAAUUGAAAAUAUCGAUAAGGUCACAGUUAUGGCUAAUCCUAACAACAUCGAGCAGAAUCGAGGGUUUGCAUUUGUUGAACUUGAAACAAGUAAAGAAGCUCAGAUUGCUUUCAGUAAACUCCAAAAGAAGGAUGCUUUUGGGAAACACAUGAACGUAAAAGUUGCAUGGGCACAGCCUUUAAUUGAGCCAAAUGAAGAAGAACUGCUAAAGGUUAAAUCAGUUUAUGCUGAAUAUUUACCUUCCUCAUGGAUUGAAGAAAAAGUGCGAGACUACUUUGGCAAAUUUGGUGAAAUUGAGAGUGUUGUUCUUGCAAAAGAUCUUCCUUCCUCAAGGAGAAAAGAUUUUGCCUUCGUCAAUUAUAUAAGCCGCGAGUCUGCUCUUGCGUGCAUUGAAGGAUUCAGUCAUGAACCAGCUAAUGACAGCGGAUCCAAGGUAAGCAUUAAGGUAUCUCUUGCUAAACCCAUGCCAAAGAGUAAGCAAACUAAAUGUGUAACCCUUCCUACUAGAAGGGAACCUCCGGAGGAGAAGAAAAUACAGGACCAUUCCAUCUUGAAGAGGCAUGAACCCAGCAGAAAGGUAAACUACAUGAGAAGAUAUGAUGAGGAUCACAGAGUUGGAGGAUCUUCUUCUACAACCAAUGAACUUCUGCACCUCUUGAGACAACAAGGGCCAGUUCGUCAGCUCCAUUCCGGUUUGAACAUGGGUUCAGGUAUUAACCAUCAGUACUCGUUAUCUGGAAGCAAGCGACCGUUUUCAGCUGUAGUACAUAAUCCACACCGUAUGGAUUCCAGUGGAGUUUCUAGAGUGCACUUAGAAAGCUCUUUCCCUACUGCAAACCGAAGUAUGUUGCCACAUAGUCGUGGACCUCUGGGUACACCAUCUUUUGCCUAUUAUGGCCAGCUUGGCAGUGACCAUUCACCAGGUUCAGUUUAUGGGGUCCAAAGCUUUCCGAAUUCUUUUCAGUUACUUCAAGUGGUUUAUACAACCUGAUUAUUCACCUGCAAGAAGUUCUUAAGCUCAGGAAACUAACUCCUCAGGGAAGUACAUCUUGAUGAUACCUAUUUUGUAAAGGAUGAUAAGCUCUAGCUAUUUAUCUUUGUUGCUCAACUAGAAUUUCUUAAAUGUAUUUGAUAAAGUACCAUACAUACAUUAUUAUUAAUUUAUUUUAAUCAGACCCUCAGCCUAAUUUUUUCUCCUUUGUGAGUUGUAUUUAUAGACAAUUCUCCUUUUUUUUUUGAACAUUAAAUGAAGAUUGAGAUGCUAGAGACCGACGUUUCUGUGUUUUAGAUCGGCACAUGG